AUGAACCCAUCCUCCCUCUUCCGUGCCGCCUCUCGCUCGGCCCUCCGUGUUUCGUCCACGGCCCCCCCCGCCGCUUCGCGCGCGGCGGCGGUGCGCGGAUAUGCGACGAGCUUCAACUGGGAGGAUCCUCUUGCCGCGUCAGAGCUCUUUACAGAGGAAGAGCUGGCCAUCCAGGAGACUGCGAGACAAUAUUGCCAGGCGCGUUUGCAACCACGGGUCUUGGAGGCCUACCGAAACGAAGACUAUGACCGCAAGAUCCUGGAAGAAAUGGGCGAGCUGGGCCUCCUCGGCGCCAGCAUCGAGGGAUACGGAUGUGCGGGCGUGAGCACCGUGGCGUCGGGUCUCAUCACCAAGGAGGUCGAACGUGUGGAUUCGGGAUAUCGGUCGGGGAUGUCCGUGCAGAGCUCUCUGGCGAUGACUGCCAUCCACGACUUUGGGAGCCAGGAACUCAAGGACCGUCUUCUGCCCGAGCUGGCCAAGGGCAAGAUAGCCGGGUGCUUCGGGCUGACCGAGCCCAACCACGGCUCGGACCCGGGCUCAAUGGAGACGGUAGCGCGCGAGCACCCGACCCAGAAGGGCGUCUACUUGCUCUCCGGGAGCAAAACCUGGAUCACCAACUCGCCCAUUGCGGAUGUCCUGGUCGUUUGGGCUAAACUGCAGAGCACCGGCAAGAUCCGCGGGUUCCUCGUGGAGCGCAGCAAGUGCCCCCCCGGGACGUUGGCGACGCCGGCUAUCAAGAAUAAGACUGCCCUGCGUGCGUCGAUUACGGGGAUGAUCCAGCUGGAUGACUGCCCGGUCCCCGUGGAGAACAUGUUCCCGGAGGUGGAGGGUCUGGUGGGACCCUUUACCUGCCUGAACAGUGCUCGUCUGGGGAUUGCGUUCGGAGCCAUGGGGGCUCUGGAGGACUGUAUCGACCGUGCCCGCAGCUACGCGCUGGAGCGAAAGCAGUUCAAGGGGAACCCUUUGGCGAAGUACCAACUGAUUCAGAAGAAGCUGGCGGAUGCGGCUACGGACGCGGCAUAUGGUACUCUGGCCGCGGUCCAAGUUGCCCGGUUGAAGGAUGCUGGCAAGUGCCUUCCGGAGAUGAUUUCAAUGAUUAAGCGGCAGAAUUGUGACCGGGCGUUGGCCAACUCCCGAAUCCUCCAAGAAGUAUUUGGCGGCAACGCAACCAGUGACGAGUAUCAUAUUGGCCGUCAUGUAGCCAACCUGUUUGUGGUACAGACGUAUGAAGGACAGAGUGAUAUCCACGCGUUGAUUCUGGGCCGUGCCAUUACCGGCGUGCAAGCAUUUUGUGAUCCACCCUCUUCCUGCUCUGCUGGGCCUGUGGGUGAUGAUUUGGGUGACUCUCCAUACUCAGGAGGCGUGUUCUUCCUCAACAUCCACUUCCCUACCGACUACCCAUUCAAGCCGCCAAAGGUCAACUUCACCACCCGGAUCUAUCACCCCAACAUCAACUCGAACGGAAGUAUCUGUUUGGAUAUCCUCAGAGACCAAUGGAGCCCAGCCCUGACAAUCUCGAAAGUGCUGCUCUCCAUCUGCUCGAUGCUCACAGAUCCCAACCCCGAUGACCCGUUGGUCCCCGAGAUCGCACAUGUGUACAAGACCGACCGCCCUCGAUACGAAUCAACCGCCCGUGAAUGGACUCGCAAAUACGCUGUUUGA
Aspergillus ochraceoroseus IBT 24754 is the source of this 1662-nucleotide messenger RNA. RefSeq lists its product as uncharacterized. The coding region runs from base 1 to 1662 and encodes 553 amino acids. Gene Ontology annotation, molecular function: glutaryl-CoA dehydrogenase activity; fatty-acyl-CoA binding; flavin adenine dinucleotide binding. NCBI's taxonomy places the organism in Eukaryota, Fungi, Ascomycota, Eurotiomycetes, Eurotiales, Aspergillaceae. Gene Ontology annotation, biological process: fatty-acyl-CoA biosynthetic process; fatty acid beta-oxidation using acyl-CoA dehydrogenase. Gene Ontology annotation, cellular component: mitochondrial inner membrane. The record is from RefSeq and is a predicted model, not a curated record. The transcript is spliced from 8 exons.